Molecule: messenger RNA, 1400 nt
Organism: Diospyros lotus (date-plum)
Lineage: Eukaryota; Viridiplantae; Streptophyta; Magnoliopsida; Ericales; Ebenaceae
Product: ras-related protein RABA1f
Exons: 2
Coding region: 264-917 (217 amino acids)
Cellular component (GO): endosome
Molecular function (GO): GTP binding; GTPase activity
Source: RefSeq, a predicted model, not a curated record
UUAUGCCUCAUCUUAUUACGUCCUCUACUACCUCUGACUGUGUCCUCGAGAUCUGAGCUCCCCCGACAUUUUCUUGUCCAUCUUACUUCCAUUCCUUCAUCUUUCCCCUCAUCCAAACAGACCCAGUGCUUUUGCAUGCCCUGUUUGCCUUGCCGCCGAAGCACAUCCAAAUUAUCUACGUAUAGAGCCAUACAGUUGUUUGAAUUUGAUCGGUGGACCCAAAAAUUUGAGAGAACAAGAGGAAGAUUUUCGAAAGCAGAGACAUGGCGGCUUACAGAGCCGACGACGACUACGAUUACUUGUUCAAGCUGGUUCUGAUUGGGGACUCGGGGGUGGGAAAAUCGAAUUUGCUAUCGAGGUUCGCCAGGGACGAGUUCAGCCUCGAAUCCAAGUCCACAAUCGGCGUCGAAUUCGCCACUCGGAGCAUCCGGGUCGAGGACAAGAUCGUCAAGGCCCAGAUUUGGGACACCGCCGGCCAAGAAAGAUACCGUGCAAUCACAAGUGCAUACUACCGAGGAGCUGUUGGUGCAUUGCUCGUCUAUGAUGUCACGCGACACAUCACAUUUGAGAAUGUAGAGAGAUGGUUAAAAGAGCUCCGAGACCACACAGACUCAAACAUCGUAGUAAUGCUCGUAGGCAACAAGGCAGACUUGCGUCAUCUACGCGCUGUCUCCACUGAGGAUGCCAAAGCCUUCGCCGAGAGAGAGAAAACCUUCUUCAUGGAAACGUCUGCCCUAGAGUCUCUGAACGUAGAGAAUGCAUUCACAGAAGUUCUUACCGAAAUAUAUCACAUUGUCAGCAGGAAAACUCUUGAUAUCGGGGAUGACCCCAUCGGCCCUCCCAAAGGGAAAACCAUCAAUGUCGGGACCAAAGACAAUGUCUCGGCUGCAGAAAAAGUUGGCUGUUGCUCUACCUAGCGGCCAGAGUAAAGGAUAUGUGACCUUCACAGAAUCUAACCUUCUCUCGAGUAGGCGAGCACUCAUCCAUUUUAGGCCAUGGGCUCUGUGUUCACUGCCUCACCUCUGUUUCAAUGGUUGGGAUAUAUGCUGGAACCUAUUCAAGACUGGUUCAGUUUGGAGCCUUUGUAAAGGAAUUGGCAAUGAAGACUCUCCCGGUUUAUUACCGUACUUAGUUCGUUUUCUUUCAUCUUCCAAAGUUAGUUGGGUUGUUUCGGAAUAUGCUUUCUUCCAUAUGUAACAAUUUGCUAGUUAUCUUUCAACACUAUAUGAUUGAACAGUUCUUAUAGACUGUAAAGGGUAAGCUUCAACCUCCCCUUUGCCAUCUGACGUUUCUAUUAUCUUCCCACUCAAAGUGAAGAACUGUUCUUUUGCCUAGAAAAAGAAAAAAAAAACUGUUAUUUUAUUUUGACUUGAUCUUUUGGGAGAUCAAAACAGAAACUC